AUGAAGUGUACCGUGCGGGAGUGGUUCAGGGUAACCACAGUGCUCCUCAUGGCCCGAGCGAUUCCAGCCAUGGUGGUUCCUAAUGCCACUUUAUUGGAAAAACUUUUGGAAAAGUACAUGGAUGAGGAUGGUGUGUGGUGGAUAGCCAAGCAAAGAGGGAAAAGGGCCAUCACAGACAAUGACAUGCAGAGUAUCUUGGACCUUCAUAAUAAAUUGCGAAGUCAGGUGUAUCCUACAGCUUCUAAUAUGGAGUAUAUGACAUGGGAUGUAGAACUGGAAAGGUCUGCAGAAUCCUGGGCUGAGACUUGUUUGUGGGAACAUGGACCUGCAAGCUUGCUUCCGUCAAUUGGACAGAAUUUGGGAGCCCAUUGGGGAAGAUACAGGCCCCCAACAUUUCAUGUGCAAGCAUGGUAUGAUGAAGUAAAAGACUUUAGUUACCCAUAUGAACAUGAAUGUAACCCGUAUUGUCCAUUCAGAUGUUCUGGUCCUGUAUGUACUCAUUAUACACAGGUGGUGUGGGCCACAAGCAGCAGAAUAGGCUGUGCCAUUAAUUUGUGCCAUAACAUGAACAUCUGGGGGCAAAUAUGGCCCAAAGCUGUUUAUCUGGUGUGCAAUUAUUCCCCAAAGGGAAACUGGUGGGGCCACGCCCCCUACAAACAUGGCCGGCCCUGUUCUGCUUGCCCACCGAGUUUUGGAGGAGGCUGCAGAGAAAAUCUGUGCUACAAAGAAGGAUCAGAUAGUUAUUAUCCUCCUCGAGAAGAAGAAACAAAUGAAAUUGAACGGCAGCAGCAGUCACAAGUCCAUGACACCCACAUCCGGACAGUAGCAGAUGAUAGUAACAGAAAUGAAGUCAUAAGCACACAGCAAAUGUCUCAAAUUGUUUCGUGUGAAGUAAGAUUAAGAGAUCAGUGCAAAGGAACAACCUGCAAUAGAUAUGAAUGCCCUGCUGGCUGUUUGGAUAGUAAAGCUAAAGUUAUUGGCAGUGUGCAUUAUGAAAUGCAAUCCAGUAUCUGUAGGGCUGCAAUUCAUUAUGGGAUAAUAGACAAUGAUGGUGGUUGGGUGGAUAUCACUAGACAAGGAAGGAAACAUUAUUUUAUCAAAUCCAAUAGAAAUGGUGUUCAAACAAUUGGCAAAUAUCAGUCUGCCAAUUCCUUCACAGUCUCUAAAGUAACAGUUCAGGCUGUCACUUGUGAAACAACUGUGGAACAGCUCUGUCCUUUCCAUAAGCCUGCUUCGCAUUGCCCGAGAGUAUACUGUCCUCGUAACUGUAUGCAGGCAAAUCCACAUUAUGCUCGUGUAAUUGGAACUCGAAUUUAUUCUGAUCUCUCCAGUAUCUGCAGAGCCGCCAUACAUGCUGGCGUGGUUCAGAACCAUGGGGGUUAUGUUGAUGUGAUGCCUGUGGACAAAAGAAAGACUUACACUGCUUCUUUUCAGAAUGGAAUCUUCUCAGAAAGCUUACAGAAUCCUCCAGGAGGAAAGGCAUUCAGAGUAUUUGCUGUUGUGUGA
This is a messenger RNA of Rangifer tarandus platyrhynchus (Svalbard reindeer), 1506 nucleotides long. Lineage: Eukaryota; Metazoa; Chordata; Mammalia; Artiodactyla; Cervidae. The record is from the annotation of a GenBank genome assembly.